Molecule: messenger RNA, 321 nt
Organism: Trichomonas vaginalis G3
Lineage: Eukaryota; Parabasalia; Trichomonadida; Trichomonadidae
Product: organellar and viral DNA polymerase type B
Exons: 1
Coding region: 1-321 (106 amino acids)
Source: RefSeq, a predicted model, not a curated record
AUGAAUCCGCAAUGUUCUAAAUGUAAAGCAGCAAUGAGGAAAUAUAACUAUUCAGUAAAAGAGAUAGAAAGAAUGAGAAACGACUAUGCAGAUUUAAAGAGGGAGGCAGAGAAGCCGGUAGAAGAUAAAAUGGACAUGUUAGCAUUUCUGAACAAAAACUAUCCAACUGCUGACGAUUUCCUUCUAUCUGAUGUCAAGAAGAAGUAUAAAGAAACUUUCGGCAUUGUUAAAAUUUUUGAUAUCCUCAUCGAAGAAAUAGAAGCUACAAAACUGUUUAGAAUCUCACGAAUUCAUAACGUUUACCAUGUAAAACGGUUAUAA